Messenger RNA from Sphaeroforma arctica JP610, 186 nucleotides. RefSeq lists its product as hypothetical. Lineage: Eukaryota; Ichthyosporea; Ichthyophonida. The annotation marks the transcript as partial. The record is from RefSeq and is a predicted model, not a curated record. The transcript has a single exon.
GCGAUCAAAGCCCUGAACACGUGGAUACGCCUGGAGAAGGGUGAGACACACGACGACAUGUACCAAGGCCUACAGCACAUGGCCGCCUUCUUAUCUGUGCUAGACAACCCAACCAUUGCGCACAAGUACACAUUCCAGGUAAGGACGUAUGUAAUGGCAUCUACGAGAACGGUUACUAUGGUAUAA